GGUUACAUGGUUGAUUGGUCAAGGAAGUACUAAUCUAGUUUGACCCGCAGUCAUCACCAACGAAGCGACCCCGCUACGCCUUUCGUGCCCAUCUCAAAAAGCGGCAUCUCUUCUUCUCCCGAUCUCGAUCGCCACCCUUCUCCUCCUCCUCGAGUCGCUGCCGGAUCCCGCGUUCGAUCAGUGAGGCUGGCCAUGGCGUCGCAGGAGUACCUCGACAAGAUGCAGCUCCGACAGAGCUACCGGAACGUCUGGCACACCGAUCUAAUGAGCACCAUUCAGGCCGACUUCCCCUUCUGCUGCCUGGCGCUUUGGUGUGGGCCAUGUGUCUCCUACAUGCUUCGCAAAAGAGCUCUUUACAAUGACAUGUCAAGGUAUGUCUGUUGUGCGGGUUACUUGCCAUGCAGUGGAAAAUGUGGAGAAAGGCGAUGCCCAGAGUUCUGCCUUUGCACUGAGGUCUUUUUGUGCUUUGGCAAUUCUGUUGCUUCAACUCGCUUCUUACUCCAGGAUGAGUUCAACAUACAGACUACUCAAUGCGAUAACUGCAUUAUUGGAUUCAUGUUUUGUCUGCAACAAGUUGCUUGUAUCUUUUCCAUCGUUGCGAUGAUUGUCGGAAGUGAGGAGAUCCAAGAAGCUUCCCAGAUAUUAUCCUGUAUGUCUGACUUCGUGUACUGCACGGUCUGCGCGUGCAUGCAGACACAACAUAAGGUCGAGAUGGACAAGAGAGAUGGCAAGUUUGGACCACCGCCAGCGAUGGCUGUGCCACCAGUCCAGCAGAUGUCUCGCAUUGAUCAACCCAUUCCACCUCCUGCUGGAUAUGCCCCGCAGCCAGCUUACGGGCAACCAUAUGGUUAUCCUCCUCCUGCAUAUCCCCCGACCGGCUACCCGCCGGCUUAUCCACCUGGUUCAUACCCACCAGCGGGAUCAUAUCCGCCACCUGGUUCUUACCCUGCACCUGGUUAUCCCCCUACUGGAUAUCCCAAGUAAAAUCCAUCCAUCGGAAAGCCAUUCUGUCUUGUUCGCUAGUGAGUAUGCCCCUCUCUAGUAGGUUCUUUUAAACAAUUACUGUCAUUUAUGUUGUAAUUGGUUGCUAGACGACAUGUUUAUAUAUACAUUGGUAAGCAUUUGGUGACA
Molecule: messenger RNA, 1131 nt
Organism: Musa acuminata subsp. malaccensis (wild Malaysian banana)
Lineage: Eukaryota; Viridiplantae; Streptophyta; Magnoliopsida; Zingiberales; Musaceae
Source: RefSeq, a predicted model, not a curated record